Dracunculus medinensis (Guinea worm) is the source of this 1566-nucleotide messenger RNA. The record is from the annotation of a GenBank genome assembly. Lineage: Eukaryota; Metazoa; Nematoda; Chromadorea; Rhabditida; Dracunculidae.
AUGGGGAAGAAGCAACAUCAGAAGGACAAAUUGUAUUUAACUACGACUGAGUGGAAAGAAAUCUAUGGAGGACACAAAGAUGAUAUUGCUAAACGAUUGCAAAAGGCGACAUUCAAACGUUUACCCUUUACGCACUGCUCACUCUCAUUUUUACCUUUUGAAGAUCCGGUAUGUUCGCAGGAUGGAAUCAUUUUUGAUUUAUCGUAUAUUAUUCCCUAUGUUAAAAAAUUUGGCGUUAAUCCAGUAUCCGGAAAGAAAAUGUCAACUAGUGAACUUGUUCAUCUGAAAUUUGAUAAAGAUGAUGAAGGUAAUUUUCGUUGUCCUGUUACUUUCCGAGUGUUCACCCCUACAAGCCACAUUGUAGCCAUCCGUCAGACUGGUAAUGUUUACGCUCUGGAAGCCGUACAAGAAUUAAACAUAAAACGAGGAUUUUUAAAGGAUCUGUUAACGGAUGAGCCAUUUCAAAAAAAGGAUAUAAUCUCAUUACAGGAUCCUAACAAUCUGGAAAAAUUCAAUAUGGAAGCCUUCCAUCAUGUUAAACUUAAUUUAAAAACAAGUGCGGAAAUCGCUGCGGAAAAAAAAGCAAUGGAAAAUCCUAAAUUUUUUAUUCGGUACAUGAAUAAUGAAAUGAAAGAGACUCUUGAUAAAUUGAAUCGAGAAUAUGUUAAAAAAGAGGAAAAUGUGGAAGAAUUUGCUGAUGAAAUAAAUGCCGCCCAUUAUAGUCAAGGGCACGUUGCUGCUGGCCUUACAUCAACAACUAUGGAGCCAAUCACUCAAAAUAAAGCGGCUGUACUAGGUGAUGACACCGUUAGAUAUGCAAGGGUCACUAAACAGGGUUAUGUGCGAAUUAUAACCAAUUUUGGUCCUAUAAAUCUCGAGCUAUUCUGCAAGUUAGCGCCGCGAGCUUGUGAAAAUUUCAUCAUUCAUUGCAAAAAUGGUUAUUAUAAUAAUACCAAAUUUCAUCGAAUUAUUAGGAAUUUUAUGAUGCAAGGUGGUGAUCCAACAGGAACGGGUAAAGGUGGUGAAUCAAUUUGGAAUAAACCGUUCAAGGAUGAAAUUGUGCACUCAUUGAGCCACAACCAGCGAGGCAUACUUAGCAUGGCGAAUCGUGGUACUGAUUCCAAUCAGUCUCAAUUUUUUAUCACUUUUCGUUCAUGCAAAUAUCUUGAUGGAAAACAUACAAUUUUCGGUAAAGUUGUUGGUGGUUUAGAUACACUGGGUAGCAUCGAACGAUUAGAAACGGAUGCUGCUUCAGAUCAUCCUCUCAUGGAUGUAAUAUUUAUGGCAGCAGAAGUCUUUGUCGAUCCAUUUGAAGAAGCCGAGGCAGUCAUAAAAAAAGAACGAGAAGAGUUAUUAGCGGCCAAAAACAAGAAGGAAGCGGCAACAUCAAAGCAUUUACCUCAACCAAAAAUUUAUGGUGAUGGAGUCGGCAAAUAUCUUAACUUAAAAGAACUAUCUAAUUCAAUAAAAAGGACUUUAACUUCUGAAAACCGUAUGAUAUCUGAUAAAACUCAAAAAAAGAAAAAAUAUGUAAAAUCGAGGUUGUCUGAUUUUAGUUCUUGGUGA